CUUAGUCUAGUUGGCCAGGAGACGCCCGUAGCUCUGGGCCGGCCCCGAGUUGGGCAGGCCAAAAGUCUCGGAAUGAUAGAUCCGAUGGCACAGAUGGGCAUGGGCAACAUGCAAAAAGGCGGUAUGUUCUACCAGGGGGGCAUGUACCCGACCUACCAAACCAACACUUGGGGCUUCAAAGGAGCCAAAGGAGGCAAAGGAAAGGGCCGAGGAAAAGGGAAAGGGAAAAGCCAUUUUUCCGAUGAUGAUCCUCGGAGACAGAUCAUGAUGGCGCAGCGCCAAGCACAACAACGUGACAGAGCAGCCAUCAUUUCUGCGCAAAAAUCUGCGCAGCAACGAUUUGAAAAAGACCUUCUAGAUCGUGUUCAAGGCAAGUGGAAAGAUGAGGAAGAUGCCAGUAUCAGCUACCACGUCGAAGGUAGUGUUUGUUCAGUGUCAGGGCAGAGCAGCCGCACAUUUCGAAAUCGCCUGAGCGUCUACGGUGGAGAGCUCUGCUGGGAUGCCAAGCGGUUUUGGCAUUACCUCAACUUCAAUGCCUUGCCUCCUAUUGGCGAAGAAGUGGAGCGUGUUGAGUGGAACCCUGGACAGGGCUCUCCUCCCACCAAGCAGAUCAUUUGGAUCCGCUCCAAUGAGGAGGAUGUCGCGGAUGAGGCCGCUGAGGGAGAUGGCGUUUCGCCAGUUGAGGCGACCCAGGCUGUGGCUGAGGAGCCCGAAGCCUGAAUCUCAAAUCCCAAAUGCCAUCCAAGGCCAUCCAAGGCCAUCCAGGGCCCUGGCCUUGCCAACUUUUUGGCAAAUCUUUCGUCUUAUGUUCAACAGAUUAGUCAAGUAGCUUUGGAGCUUGCCAUUUUCAUCAAAGUUAUGGCGUCAGCAGAUCUACUGAGCGAGGCAAAUAUUGGUAAAUAGGAGUAAUUAUGGAUAUUGCAGUGGAGAGGUUGAAAAACAGCG
Molecule: messenger RNA, 945 nt
Organism: Cladocopium goreaui
Lineage: Eukaryota; Dinophyceae; Suessiales; Symbiodiniaceae
Source: the annotation of a GenBank genome assembly